Molecule: messenger RNA, 1419 nt
Organism: Charadrius vociferus (killdeer)
Lineage: Eukaryota; Metazoa; Chordata; Aves; Charadriiformes; Charadriidae
Gene: TXK
Product: TXK tyrosine kinase
Exons: 13
Coding region: 1-1419 (472 amino acids)
Biological process (GO): tissue regeneration; T cell receptor signaling pathway; peptidyl-tyrosine autophosphorylation
Molecular function (GO): ATP binding; non-membrane spanning protein tyrosine kinase activity
Source: RefSeq, a predicted model, not a curated record
AUGUUCUUGUUCACAGAUCACACCAUCCAGUCUGUUUUCUGUUGCUGCUGCUGCUGCUGCACAGUGCAAAAAAGAGCAAUGAGAACAAAAAUGAACCUGGACCCUGGUACUGGCCUGGUGACCCAGUACUCAGCCUCACAACCAGGCGUUUCCUAUGCAUCUGCUUGGAAGUGCAGGGUAAGUAAUGUUUUGGCAGGUGAAAGGGGAGAAUUGAGGAAUGAAGGUCUAAUUCCCAGCAAUUAUGUUACUGAGAACAAGAAAAGUAAUUUAGAAACAUAUGAGUGGUACUGCAAAAACAUAAACAGAAGCCAGGCAGAACUUCUCUUGCGCCAGAAGUCCAAAGAAGGCGCGUUUGUUGUCAGAGAUUCAAGCCAACAGGGACUUCUUACGCUGUCUAUGUAUUCGCUGGCCAAAGGAAGUCAUAGUGGAGAUAUUCGACAUUAUCAAAUUAAGAAAAAUCACUUGGGACAAUAUUAUGUGGCAGAGAAAUAUUUGUUUUCAUCUGUUCCUGAACUCAUCGAGUAUCAUCAACACAAUGCUGCAGGUCUUAUCACUCGUCUCCGACAUCCAAUUGGAUCAGCUGGAUGUUCUUCACCAGCAACAGCAGGAUUUAGUUAUGAAGAGUGGGAAUUAAACCCAUCUGAACUGACAUUCAUGAAAGAACUUGGACGCGGACAGUUUGGAGUUGUUCAGCUGGGUAAAUGGAAAGCAACCAUCAAGGUUGCCAUCAAAACAAUCAAUGAAGGUGCAAUGUCUGAAGAUGAUUUCAUCGAGGAGGCCAAAGUGAUGAUGAAACUCUCCCACCCGAAGCUGGUCCAGCUUUACGGAGUGUGUACACACCACAAGCCUCUCUACGUUGUGACUGAAUUCAUGGAAAAUGGCUGCCUGCUCAACUACCUUCGGCAAAGGCGAGGGAAACUUGGCAGAGACAUGCUGCUGAGCAUGUGCCAGGAUGUGUGCGAAGGGAUGGAAUACCUGGAAAGAAAUAGCUUUAUUCACCGUGAUUUAGCUGCAAGAAACUGUUUAGUCAAUGCUGAGCACAUCGUUAAAGUGUCCGACUUUGGCAUGGCGAGGUAUGUCAUUGACGACGAAUAUAUCAGCUCUUCAGGUGCCAAAUUUCCAGUCAAAUGGUCAUCUCCUGAAGUCUUUCAUUUCAAAAAAUACAGCAGCAAAUCGGAUGUCUGGUCAUUUGGUGUACUGAUGUGGGAAGUUUUCACGGAAGGCAAAAUGCCUUUUGAAUAUAAGUCAAAUUCUGAAGUUGUCCGCGAGAUUUCUCAGGGUAACCGACUUUACCGACCACAUUUGGCAUCACAUACUGUGUACAAAGUCAUGUACAGCUGCUGGCAUGAGAAACCUGAAGGACGUCCCACUUUCGCAGAGUUAAUAGAGACCCUCACAGAUAUAACAGAGAUGGGAUAA